Anopheles maculipalpis is the source of this 1230-nucleotide messenger RNA. Its product is annotated as homeobox protein orthopedia-like. Gene Ontology annotation, biological process: regulation of transcription by RNA polymerase II. Gene Ontology annotation, molecular function: DNA-binding transcription factor activity, RNA polymerase II-specific; RNA polymerase II transcription regulatory region sequence-specific DNA binding. The record is from RefSeq and is a predicted model, not a curated record. Lineage: Eukaryota; Metazoa; Arthropoda; Insecta; Diptera; Culicidae. The transcript is spliced from 3 exons. The coding region runs from base 1 to 1230 and encodes 409 amino acids.
AUGAAUUGCUACGGUGCGUCAGUGGCAUCCGGGACCUACGGUGAUCCGGGAGCAUCCAGUUGCAUCCUUGAAGGUGGAGCCGUAGUAGGAUCAUCGCAGGAACAGUUUCACCACAAGCCAUCAACGACCGGGAGUAGUGUUUGGUACGAUGUGCCGCCGGGCUGUCCAAGCAGUGAGCUUCCGCUGGGUGGAAGUAGUAGUAGUGGUGACCAGAGUGGUAGUGGUAAAGUGAUCGUGGCUAGUUGUAACAAUGUAUCUCCGUCCAUGUCAUCCGACCAAACCACGGGUCGAUAUUACACUCCGACUGGGAUCAGCGAGCUUUCCCUUGUUGGACCUGCUGGACAUCAUCCUUUUAGUAGCGCCAAUCGGCUAAUGGUACCAGAUCACCAUCGAUCCUCGUUGAUCUACGAAGGAAGCAAUGUGGAGCUAGGGUUCGGUGGUCUAACGAUCGAAGGAGAUGCUAUGGCUGUGGCGACUGUGGAUAAGAAAGUGCGGCAUGGUGUGAAGGAUCGAUUUUUGAUGAGCAAUUUACUGCAGUUAAAUAGUUCAUGCAGCACGCCGAAUGUCGCUAGUGCUGGUGAAGCGAUGGUACCAACGGACCCAUCGAUAGCGGUGUCGACGGAUAAAGAAGAUCUGGACGAUAGUCUGCACAGCAAGUCUGACAGUAGGCAACAGAUGCAAUCCAAGACGUGCUCGCUGAAGAAACCACGGCGCAAUCGAACGACGUUCACCACCAACCAGUUGACGGCGUUGGAGAAAAUAUUCGAGAAGACACACUAUCCGGACGCGUUUGUGCGUGAAGAGCUAGCGAACAAGGUUGGCCUGAGUGAGGCAAGAGUUCAGGUUUGGUUUCAGAAUCGACGGGCAAAAUUCCGACGGAACGAGCGUAGUGCCACAUCGGGCAGCGGGAGUACUACCAAGGCGGACGAUUUCUUCCACCCAGGUACAAUACCCGCAGCGGGUGGGCUUGGAUUUGGUGUAGAAAAGCCAGAUACUGGCCCAUACUCACUAUCCUUUUCCACAUUGAGUUCCAUCUUUUCACCGGUCGUAUCACAACUUCAGCACCAUCAUCACGCGCAUCAUCCCGCCGCCGGUCCUCCGGUGAGAAGUGGACAGUUUUAUGCACCUUACAAAUCCGCUUCACAGCACGACGAAACCGGUAGUAGCUUCUGCAGUCAAUCGUAUCAAUUUCCGAGCUUAAAGUAUUUAAACAAUCUACAGCAAACUUAA